Molecule: messenger RNA, 5979 nt
Organism: Schistocerca serialis cubense
Lineage: Eukaryota; Metazoa; Arthropoda; Insecta; Orthoptera; Acrididae
Product: probable ATP-dependent RNA helicase DDX60
Exons: 9
Coding region: 322-5538 (1738 amino acids)
Cellular component (GO): cytoplasm
Molecular function (GO): nucleic acid binding; ATP binding
Source: RefSeq, a predicted model, not a curated record
AUACCAAAACACCUGUAGAGUGUAGACGUUGACAUACUAUUCGCCAGCCUGAUUGGUACAUCACCGAAAUAUUACGUUUACAGUAACUUACACGAGUCGGUGGACAGUAGCACAAAGCACAGUAGGUAGCGUGUAUUUGAGGCAGAAUGUGGGAACCGGCUCAGUAUCACCUAACGGGUUGAGUGAAACUGUCUAAAAACCACAACCGGGCUGGCUGACGCACUGGCCCCGUGUCAUUGAUCCACCAGGUGGAUUGGAUCUGGGGUCAGCAUACUUCGCUGUCCCUGUUCUGGAAGCACUUGCAGCUACCGGGGUUGAGCCAUGGAAGAUAUAGACGAGAAAGAAUCUUCUGCCCCUUCCGAGUUAUCCUCAGAUGGUGAAGAUAGUGUUUCGUCGGACACUUCUUUGAGUGUUGGUGAACGUGAUAUCUACACUGAUGAUGAUAGUAAUGAUGAUGGUGAUGAUGAUGAUGACUUGAGAGGGGUGGAAGCUGCUGCUGAAGUAACAGCAGAAGAACAAGAUAAAGCAGAUGAGGCUUCAAUAAUUCAAGAGGAAAAGAUUUUUUCUGGAAUAACAGACAUCACAGAGAGAAUAUUAUCACGUCGCGUGCAAUACAAUGCCAUAAAUGAUAUGAUUGCAGACAGACGAAGUUUCUUGGUUGACGGUGAUUCGUUAUUGUUAAAUGCAGUGGGACAAAGUGGUUUGGACAGUGCUGGAGGUGGACAAAUGUUGCAUUGUGUGUAUUUAUGUGAACGCCUGCUUCAGAUUUUUGCAAGAGUUAGCGGAACCUUUGAAAUAGUAUUUUCGAAAGUCUGGGACAGAAUUCUGAAGGACAACCAUAGCAUCCGUUUGGCCAGAUCAGUCUUAAAACAUCAUUUCAGACAUAAUACAAAAUUCUUUGUUCAUGAAAUUGAAGCAAUUUGGAGUGUAGAUUUUAGGCAAAUUCUCAAGCACUUGAGGCCCAGUUUUUUGUUGUGUGACAUUUCACCAAAAGAAUGCAGCUCAUAUUUUUCUGAGGACAACUACAGAUGGGUGAAGGUGAUGUCGUGUGCAAACAUUUUGUACAGUAUUGGACAAGGACUACCUUGUGUCGAUUUUCGUAACAUUACUCUUGAGGUUUCUACUAUUCAUGCAUAUUUUAUUAAUGUUGUACCUGACAUUAGUAGGUCGCUUCAGAUCAUCUCUAGAAAACUCGUAAACAUCACAAAAGACUGGAAUACACUGAAAUUAUUCAUUCAAAUUCCACAAGACUUAAUAAGUGUUAGAAGAAUCGUAUACAUUGCCUCUGCUGCCAAGUACCUUACUUUAAACAAAGACACUGAUGCGAUGAUACUAGUGAAGAUCCUCCUCCUGAAAUGUGCACUCCUGGAUGCUCUGCCUCUGAAAUUCAGAGCAUUUCCACAACCAUAUGAAGUGCCAAAGCAAGUUUCACAUUUCAUAACAGAAAUUCACAAAUUAAUGCACUUAAUAAUGGAAAAUGGACUGACAUACGAUUGUUGUUUUAGUACUGUAUCUGACAUUUGGCAGGGUAACUUAUUUUUGAAGCUCCUUGUGACUUUAAGAAACCGUGUACUUGAACAAAAAUCUGGACUUGGUAAUGUAUUGGGUGAAAUUUAUGUACAUUUAACAGCUACUUUGAGUGAUCUUUGGGGAAGCACAUUGGAGUCCUUUCCAAUAACAUCAGAAGGGUUAAAGUGGACUCACAAAAUAAAAUUUGUGCAGAAUCGAGAUUCGAAGCCAAAUACUGAUGCUGCAGCUCUUGCACAGUUUGACCGACUUCUCCCAAUAUCGUGCAGUCUCACAAAGGAGUUUUGUGGUGAAGAAGUUUUAAACAAUCUUGCUAGACUUCAAAAUCGUGCAGCAGAAAUGCAGUUAUUUAUUUCCAGAAACCUCGCUUUUGAAGAAAGACACCAUUGGCAUUCUCGGAAAAAAUUGACUGAUGAUUUCAGCAGAGUAUUUGACGAUAGAAAAACAUUCAGAAACAGUAAAGGAGGAAGAUAUGCUGAAAAAAAAGCACAGAAACAUCAGGCCCGAUUUGCAAGAUACAUGAAUAUUUACGGAAGCAAUCUCGAAGGAAGAUCGAUACAGAGAGACGUAAUUGUUAGGGGAACCAAACAAAAUAACAACACUGCCAGUGUAGUUAAAAGUAAAAACUAUCAAAAGAAGAAACCUGAGAAACCAAAAAUGGCAGAUAUUAUAAGAAAACAGAAUAAUGAGAGAAAAAGACAUCAAAAUGAAGAUAGUGAUAAAGUUAUGUUUAAAAAGAGCAGUGCAAAAAUUAAGAGCUUUCUCCUGCAAUUUAAAUUUGACAUUGCAUUACAGGAAUUACAGCUGUUGCAAAAAAAUUUGAAAACUGAAAUAUUUGAACUGGAAACAGAAUUACUGAUGGCAGAAACGUUGCACAAAAAAUUGCAGUUUGAUUAUAGAGAGAAAGGUGCUGGAAGUUCACACAUUCUUGAGCUGUACAAAGAACUUUUUCUGCUCUUAAGAGACCUUCUUAUUGGUUCGGAGUCCAAGUAUAAAUUAUCUGACGAAAACAAAAAGCAAAUAGCGUAUUAUCUAACUUGUCUGAACAUGCACGAUAUAAGCAGUGAAUGGAAUUUGCCGUACGUUCAAAAUUAUGCUAAAAUGACAAUUAUAGAUAUAAAAAUGUCGUGGGCGGAAUUUCAGCUGAAACAUUUAGGCCCUUCCUUAAUACGAAAAAAUCGAGGUGAAAUUGACGACGAGCUAGGGUUUGCCCCUGAUGACUGGCAGAAAAUGCUAAUUGACACAGUAAGGAAACGACAGUCAGCCGUUGUGGUUGCUCCAACAUCCUCUGGCAAAACGUACGCAUCUUACUACUGCAUGAAGUCGGUGUUAAAGGAAGGGCACGAAGGUAUUGUUGUGUAUGUUUCCCCCACAAAGGCUCUUGUUAAUCAAGUAGCAGCAACUGUGUAUGCACGCUUUAAAAAUGUUACAAUGCCACCUGGUCUUUCAGUUUAUGGAGUAUUUACUCGUGAUUACAGAGAAAAUGCAUUGACCUGCCAAAUACUGGUGACUGUGCCUGAAUGUUUGGAGAUCUUGCUUUUGUCACCUCGCAUGUGCAGUUGGGUUAGGAGGUUGCGAUACAUUAUAUUUGACGAGAUCCACUGUUUGUCGGGAAUCGCCGGUGGGCUGUCCUGGGAAAGUGGAUUAUUACUUACACGUUGUCCCUUUUUAGCUCUUUCUGCAACAAUUGAACAGCCUGAAAUUUUACAACGCUGGCUACAAGAAUCGAUGAAUUUUAAAAAGGAUAGAGAUAUGCAGAAUGGAUGCAAACGAGAUGAUUCACAUUAUGUGGUAUCUCUUAUAACACACAACGAAAGACAUAAUGAUCUUAAGAAGUACAUCUACGUUCACGAACAGAAUUCGUUAGUCCAUGUGCAUCCGUAUGCGUGUCUUACAAACAAGGUAAUAGACACUUACAGUGGUAUUCCAUCUCAUCUGACCCUCUCUGCUGAGGAGACAUUAUCACUGUUCGGUGCUCUCCAGGCCACCGAACAAAUACACACAAAUAUAGAACAUUUGAGACCAGAAAGAUUCUUCCGAGUAAAUAGCCAGAAACUUUUUAUUACUCGAUCGUCAGUUAAAGAGUAUGAAAAGGAACUGAGGGAAUUGCUCAGUAAAUGGGCACAAGAGUUUAAUGAUUCAUUUGUAUCUGUGGUCAGUCGUUUGGCUCAUGGUGCACAAAAUCUUCGUAAUUUGCCACCGAAGGUAGUACCGAUAUUUCAACUUCCGUCCUUAAUUGAAACUUUGGAAAAAAACAAAAUGUUCCCAGCAAUUGUGUUCCUCUUUGAUCGUCAUUUGAUACAUACAUUUUUGAGGCUGCUAAAUAGAUACUAUGAUGCAAAAACACAAGGAAUUUUGGGCAGUUCUUCAGAUGAUAGUGAUGGAAUAAGCACAACAGCAGAAACAAAGACAAGGAAAGGUAAAACAGUUACUGUGAGAAAAAGGAGAACAUACUCUUUGGGACUAUUGAAGGGAAAUGCUUCUUUGCGCAGUGUUGGAGUAGUUGACAGCGACGAUUUAAAAUUUAUUGAAAAUCGUCUCAUAGGAAUUGGCCAUACGAAGGAUGACCCAUUUGUGAAAGGGUUAAGAAAUGGUAUAGGAAUUCAUCAUGCAGGCCUUAACUCAAAACAGAGAGUAACAGUUGAAAUGAUGUUCCGUAUGAAAGUGCUUAAUGUUGUGUUUGCAACUAAUACCUUGGCUCUUGGCAUACACAUGCCCUGCAAGACUGUAGUUGUGGCUACAGAUAGUUCAUUUCUAACACCACUGAAUUACCAUCAGAUGUCUGGACGUGCAGGAAGGCGAGGGUUUGACGCUGAAGGAAAUGUUGUAUUUUGGGGAGUAAACGAAUCAAAAAUUCAGAAUCUCCUCACUGGAAAGCUACCAAUUCUGUGGGGUAACUUCCCCAUGAGUAUAUCUCUAGUGCUACGGCUUCUGCUUCUUGUCAGCAUGUGUGAAGUGACAGUGCCAGAAAAUAAUGCCGAUAGGGGAACAGUGCAGAAAGAGGCAGUAUCAAGGGCUCUGACUUUCCUCAACUGCAACUUAAUCUAUCAGCAUUUUGCAGAGUUAAAACAACAAAUGAAACAUUUCUUUGCAUUUUCAACGCAGUUGCUGAUGAUGCAGAAACUACUGGAUGAUAAUGGCAGACCACAGCACCUUUGUUCAGGGAUAGUGACACAUUUACAUUACCACGAGCCAGGCAAUCUUGUUUUUGCGUACCUGUUACGGAGUGGAGUUUUACACAGUAUGUGUGUUACUGAAGAAGAUGGUAAAAUAUCAAAAGAAACACAGCUAAAUGUUGUACUCCUGAUGGCUCACCUCUUCACUCGUAAACGUUUACAUCCUGCAAUGCUUAAUAAUAAGUACUGCAAUUCUGUAGUGAAACUAAGAGAAUUGCCAGCUGAUGUUCUUAAGGUUAUCGAGCAGUAUAACUCUGAAGUUAAAUUCUUAUUUGACCACUACUUUCGGUGUGUCGCUGAAGAAUGUUCGAGGACUAUGGGAGAGGACCGAGUUCUCCCAAUUUCUCAGUUGAGUAUUGAACCUGAAACUUCAUGCAUGGAAGAUACAAGAGCAGAAAAUGAGUUGCCUCACCUUCUGCAGGAAAUGAUGGUGGACUACGAACCACGGGUUAUUUGUUCAGCUUUCAUUGCACUCUCGGGCUAUAGUGACAGUGGACUUUAUUCGGAAAAAGAUGUUGUCUCCAAUUUGAGACAUCAGGUAUUUACUGAUAAAAAAAUAGUUCCAAUAUUUGAGGUAGAUCAGAGUCUGAAUAGCUACGCGUGGGACUUCUAUAAUCACGGUAUACGGAAGGCCAUUUUAAAGGAAAAUUUAAUAAGACAUGGUGAUGACUUCAGUUAUUUGAAGGAUUUUUUGUUAGUUUUGUUAGCAGUGUACACAAGUCUGCAAGAUUUUGAUGAUGCUGAUGAAAACAGAGCAGUUAUACAAACAUUUGGAAUAAUAUCAGAAAAUUUCAGAAAGAAAUUUAAUAAAGCAUACAAAAUUGUAGAGGAUUGAAUUUAUAGUACAAAAAUGUGGAGUAUGUGCCUUAACAAUCUUUUGCUCUUUGAUAAAAGUAAUGUACAUUUUAAAUCAGGUAAUUACUGCAGUGAAUAGUACAAAAAUGUGGAGUAUGUGCCUUAACAAUCUUUUGCUCUUUGAUAAAAGUAAUGUACAUUUUAAAUCAGGUAAUUACUGCAGUGAAUGUGCACACAGGGAGUUAUUUACCCUGAUAUGUGCUUUGAAUAUUUUCUCAAAGUAAUGUCUUUAUCGAUGUAUUUUAUUUUUUAUCCAAGGUUUUUAUGGUGAUUUAUGUGGUUAGGAUUCCAGAAAAAAGUUAAAUUUAUCCAGCUGGUUUUGAUAAAUGAAAUAUUAAUGCUGUUUUUUUAUAAACUAAAAUGAUAUUUAUAUUAAGUUUCUUUUAAUUUUGUACAGAAUGGUUUUAGGGAAAGAUUAAAU